Eriocheir sinensis (Chinese mitten crab) is the source of this 5425-nucleotide messenger RNA. RefSeq names its product MAGUK p55 subfamily member 7-like. NCBI's taxonomy places the organism in Eukaryota, Metazoa, Arthropoda, Malacostraca, Decapoda, Varunidae. The record is from RefSeq and is a predicted model, not a curated record. The transcript is spliced from 10 exons. Gene Ontology annotation, molecular function: protein binding. Bases 4775 to 5425 code for a protein of 216 amino acids. Gene Ontology annotation, cellular component: plasma membrane; cell-cell junction.
ACAGAAAUCGUUAUUCUGUUUUGGUAAUGGUGGAGAGGGAGGAAGGGAGACCCGAGCCCCAGACCAAGGCCGAGUAGUGCCUGGCGGGGCGUGUUGACGUGUGUGUGUGUGUGUGUUGGUGAGCAGCGUUCAUUGCAAGGUGUGUUCCUCCAUAUUUACCGCAUAAAAUGAAGACAAAGAUUCUUGUGUUGCCCUGUAAUGUGUUGUUCUAUGGCUGUGUUGUUGUCAGUGCUAAGAGGCUGGGGGAGGGAGAGGCUUAGUGAAGCAGACUAUGGUGAUGCCAAGGUUAUUUACUUUGUUGAAUCUCGUCGACUACGGACACAGCUGAGGUGGACCUCCGCUGCUUCCCACUGGCUCCUCUCCUCUUGCUGAAGCACUGGUGGCAGUGCUUCCAGAUGGUCAUCCUCAGAGCACCACAUUCAUCAGAGUCGGCCCCAAAACCUUCAAUGGCACUCCAGUAAUGAGGCAUUACCCGGUGGGCGUGCUGCUUGACCUCCCCUGACCCGGAACCUCACGGCACACUUCCCAGAGCAGGACCUCAUCCACUAACCCUCAAGGCAUUACCUGGGGGGCAUGCUGCUUGACCUCCCUUGCAGGGUCGCCUUGCUGCCCUGGAACCUCCCGGUACACUUCUCACACUUCCCAGAACAGAAUCUCAUCCACUGCCCCUCAAGAGGUUGUUGAGUCACUCUUCACGUCCUCCCUGAAGGAAGCCGGCGGCCUGAAGCACCGCGGGCAGGUCACCACCACCAGCCUGCAGGCCAGGGACCACAGACACCUCUGGAUGGGACUCUGGAAUGGCAGGCUUCACUGUGGCUUCACUAAGGUCUCCUCACUCUUAUAUAUACUCAAUUUUGCAUCAGUACACACGUCAUCGUCAUUGUCAUAUAUUGGUUGGUAUUAUCAAACGCUUUCGUCCAUCACAUCAACUGUUUCCAAAGGCCAAACAGGAGAUAAAUUGGGUUCUCAUGAGUGCUCUUUUAGGUUCAUGGUACAGAAGAAGGGUCAAACUACCACCAGGGUCAUACAACUGUCCUUGGAAAUGCCCAAAAUGCCUAUGAAAGCCUCGCCAAGUAUGUGUGCUUGGGUGCCAAAAUGUUGAGUUAUACAGCCCAUUAUUUCUCUGCUAUAGGAUGAAGGUCUUUCACAACUCUUUUUGGCAGCUCCUCUAUACUUUAUUUUAUUGGAGCAGAGGUUAGUGUUUUUUUCCCCCUGGAGUUGCUUCCUUUAAUGAAAACAAAGUCCAUUUGUCUCUGUGUCUGAUGUUAAUACACUUCAUCCUGCCCCACAAAGCUUCUAAUUUCACGUCCUGCUUCUCUGUCUGCCCUGACUUACACGCUGGCUGGGUGCUUUGGUUCCUCAGCUGCUCUGAGGUGCAUGAGAUGAAGUGCACAAGUCCAAGCCUCACCUUUCAUAGGCACCAGGACACCUUUAACCUUUGUCUGUUCCCUGGUCCAGGACACUCAAGGCCUGUCUCCCCAUGUUGUGCCUGGCAUUCUUCUCCAUUCAGCUUGGCACAUUUCUUAACUUCUCUCUGGAUCUUGUGUGAGGUGCAGAGUUUAUGAAGCACAUUUUAGGGCUGGGAAUAUGCACAGACUGCACCCUUCUCCUCAGGGAGAGGGGCAGGUUUAUAGUCAUAAUAAUACAAUGUUUACCAAAAUUGUUCCAUUCCAUUUCUCUCCUGAUUUCUUAUUCAUUUUGUAGGCCUGGUUUGCAGUAAUUAGGUAAAGUUUGGGGCACAUGUUACAAGUGUGCCUGGCUGUGGUGCUCAUCUCCAUCCCUCUGGCCCUUGAGCCAGCAGCGGGCAAGGACCCUUCAGCCCCAGGACAUGGCCACUACAGUAUCUGGGUCACCACAGCUGCCUUGCCCAGGUUCCCUUUUAUAGACCAACCCAAAAGGCAGGAUGAACAGCUGGGUGGGUCGUCAUUAUAACCCAGACCGGUGUGUUCAUAGCUAGCCGUCAACCUCUCCUCCAAGGUGUUAAGAACAUAAGAACAUAAGAACACGGGGAGACUGCAAGAGGCCGAGUGACCUACACUGGGCAGCUCCAGAAUCCCCCCCACUACUCACGAUGGGUGAGGUGUAGUUUCUGGGGGCGUACGCUCCAGUACCCUGUCACCUUACUGCAUCCACACCUCACUGCCACCUGUCGUCCUCGUCCAUGGAGCUAUCCAGUCUACUCUUAAAACAAGCUAUCGUCCCUGCACUAACUAUGUGAUUGCUGAGUCUAUUCCAUUCCCCCACCACCCUAUUACUAAACCAAUGCUUGCCUAUUUCCCUCGUAAAUCUGUACUUUUCUAAUUUAAAUCCAUUACUGCGUGUUCUAUCCUGCUGGCUAAUUCACAUAACUUUACUUAUAUCGCCUUUGUUGUAACCCUUGACCCAUUUGAAUACUUCUAUCAGAUCUCCCCGCACUCUUCGUCUCUAGUGAAUGUAAGUUUAGAUGUUUCACCCUAUUUUGAUAUGGGAGGAUCCUCAGCCCCUGAAUCAUCUUGGUCAUCCUCCUCUGAACUGAUUCUAGCAAGUUGAUGUCCAUUCUGUGGUGUGGGCACCAAAACAGGACAGCAUAAUCUAAGUGUGGUCUAACUAACGCUAAAUAGAGUCUGAGGAUGACCUCUGCACUCCUGUUGGUUACCAUCCUGUUAAUAAAGCCUAAUACCCUGUUAGCCCUAUUCCUCGUACUAAUACAUUGCUUCCUUAGUUUUGGGUCAAGAUUUCACUAACACUCCCAGAUCCCUUUCACACUCUGAUCUGCCUAUUGCUGUGGAGUCUAAACUAUACCCGUGUAAUGGGUUGCGUGUUCCUACACUAAGUACGCUACACUUGGUGAUGUUAAAAUUCAUCUACCAUUUCACUGACCAAGCUGACAGUUUGUUGAGAUCCUCCUGCAGUGCUCUAGCAUCCUCCCCUGUCCUUAUAGUCCGUCCUAUUUUGGUGUCAUCCGCAAAUUUACCUGUCACUAGUUAUCCCAUUGUCUAUGUCACUGAUGUAGAUAAUGAAUAAAAGCAGGCCUAAAACUGAACCUUGGGGAGCCCACUGGUAACAUUACCCCAUUCAGAUUUUUUACCGUUAAUGGUAACCCUCUGUUUCCUGUCGCAAAUCCACGCCCUAAUCCAAUCAAAUACCUUCCCUCUAAUCCCAUGAGCCCUGACUUUAUUUAACAGUCUCUGGUGAAGUACCUUAUCGAAGGCCUUACUAAAAUCAAGAUAAACUACAUUGUAACUCUCAUCAUUGUCAGCUGCCUCGUAUACUCUAUUGUAAAAGGAUAAAAGAUUAGUAAUGCAUGACUUUCCUUUAAUAAAUCCAUGCUGUGAGUCGUGAAUUAAAUUAUGACUGUCAAUAUGGUCCCUAAAACCCUAAUACUAUCUGCUAUUAUUGACACAAGCAUUUUACCUGAACAGGAGAAAGCUGAAAGUAAAUGUCAACAAGAGUAAAGUGAUGGUUUGUGAGUGAAGUAGAAGUGAGGUUGUAGAUUUUGUAUGCCCAUAUAGAGUGGGAAUUGAAUGUGAAAAAGAAUGCAAAAUAAUUUUGAAUGGUGAAGAAAUGGAGGAGGUAAAUGAGUUUAAGUACCUUGGAUCAGUUAUGUGUAAGCAUGGUGGUAUGGAGGGAGAGACAAGAGAAAGGGCAUUGCAAGGAAGAAGGGUGGUAGGGUCUUUGGGACGAAUCAUGAAUGGCAGAAGUGUGAGCAUGGAGGUAAAGAGGGAUUUGAGAGAUACAAUAAUAGCACCAACCCUCACAUAUGCAAGUGAAACGUGGGCCUGGAAUGAAAGUCAGAGGUCUAGAGUGCAGGCAGUGGAAAUGAGUUAUUUGAGGAGUGCUUGUGGUGUGAGUAGAAUGGAUGGAAUGAGUAAUGAAAGUGUGUACGAGCAUUUUGGAAUGUGUCACAGGGGUGAAGGGAAGAAGUGUAGAGUGGUGGAAGAAGUGAAGCGACAGACUUUAAAGUGGUUUGGCCACAUGGAGUGAAUGGAGGAGAGUAAGAUGACCAGAAGGGUGUAUGUGAGUGAGAUAGAGGGAGGGAAUGUUAGAGGACAACCUCCAGUGAAAUGGAGGGAUAGGGUGCAAGAGUACAUUAGGGAGAGGGGGGAAAGAUCUUUGAGAAACUUUGAGCAGGCAAGGAGGGAAUGUCUGGAUAGAGGAAGAUGGAAGCUCUUCUGCCGUGGCCAUCCCCUGCUGGGAGCUCCUAGGAGCAGGCGUCGAUGAAAUGAUGAUGAUGAUGAUGAUGGGUCUAGAACAAUGUUUUCAAAGUCACAAUCAACAAACUAGCUCUGUCUUGCCCCUAACCUUAAAAAUCAACAAAAAAUGAGAACACGCCAGGUUUGCCAAGACCCCAAAGCUCCCCCAGUAACAAAUAAGAUCACUAGGUUUUGCCGAAGUCAACACUAAACCUUCUUCCUCCUCUUCCUCCUCCUCUCAGAUCAACCGCACGUGCAAGACAUGCCAGGCUCUGAUGUCCAGUGUGGAGGAGAUCGGAAUUCCUAUCAUGAGGGAGACACACAACCGCACCACACCCUCACCGGACGCCAGCAAGCUAUUGCCAUCCUGUAGUCGCCACACCUCCAGGCUGGUCGUGGCUUGGGGGGGAACCGUACAUUUUCUCCUCAGUUCUGUGUCUUAAUUUUAGGGAGCCACCAUCAAGCAGGACGACCACUCCGGAGCCAUCAUCAUCACCCGCAUCAUGCAUGGCUGACUGCUCCGGCCUCAUCCAUGCUGCCGACGAGGUGCAGGGGUCAACACCUUCAAUGUGGAGGGCAAGACACCGGCAGAUGUCCACAAGAUGCUGGUGCAGGCGGAGGGCACCAUGACCUUCAGGCUGCUCCCGGCCAGCAGCUCGGUGCACCUCAGGGAGAGCAAGGUGAGGGUGCACGCCUACUUCCACUAUGACCCCAAGGAGGACAACAAGCACAUUCCCUGCAAGGAAGCUGGGCUGCCCUUCAACAAGCUGGACAUCCUGCACAUUGUGACCCAGGAUGACCCCUACUGGCCUGGAGCACCGCUUCACGAGGAAGUAAAUCUUCAUUCCCGACGAGACGAGCGGCGAGGCGGCACCGCGGCUCCAGGCGGGGCGGCGGCUCCUCCGACACCCGCGUCAUGCCCUUCAGCUUCCAGCAGAGGGUCACGUAUAUCAUCAGCCUGCCCUGAAGUCUGCUCUUCUGAACUCAAUCAUGGUAGAGGCUGUGCUGUCCUCACUCCUGCCAGUAUACUGCCCGUGCCUGCCUCGAUCCUCCCAGCCUUCCUUCUUCCAAGAGAGGCAGUGGCUGAAUGGUUAGUGUGCAGGUCCUGCGUUCACCAAGUUCUGGACAAUGUGGGUUCAAAUUCUCUGCUACCACCUGGGAUUUUUCAGUCAUUGCCAAGUGGCAUAAGGCUACCCACGUGCUGUCCUGAAGAUCACCUAUCAACCCCAACUCUAGAGGAACUGUCCAAGUGA